This is a messenger RNA of Podarcis lilfordi (Lilford's wall lizard), 9675 nucleotides long. The record is from the annotation of a GenBank genome assembly. Lineage: Eukaryota; Metazoa; Chordata; Lepidosauria; Squamata; Lacertidae.
AGGCUAUUUCCGCUUCCGGAAGAGGCCGCCGCUUCCUUUCUCUCCCUGGGCCUCAGCGAGCUGGCAGGUCCGGGCUAAGGGCCGCCGGUGAAUCCGCCUCCAUCCUCCGCCUGCCGCGGGAGCUCGAGCCUUCUCAGCCGCCGCCAUGACGGAGCAGAUGACCCUGCGUGGCACCCUGAAGGGCCACAACGGAUGGGUGACCCAGAUCGCCACCACCCCUCAGUUCCCGGACAUGAUCCUCUCCGCCUCACGCGGUAACGGAGGGCCGGGCCGGGAGAGACCAACUCGCGCGGGGGACGCGGGGAGGGAAGCGUGGAACGGGAUGGGAGAGACCACCGUGUAAUGCGGGGGGGGGGGAGAGAAACGCCCAGUUGUCGCGUGAAGGACGCGACCAUGCAGCCCCAUCUACGUGUAAUAGGGAAUGGGGCAUGAGGAGAGAGACAAUCACGUGCUAGACAGGGUGAGGGUUUGGGGAGGCUCCCACGCCCCAAGGGUUUUUUGGGGGGGGGCGAUUAAGGUAAGAGGAUAGAAAACCAAAUGAAUAGCAAGGGGUCAGCCACAGAAUCAUAUGAGCGGGAAGGGACCAUGAGGGUCAUCUAGUUCAACCCCCUGCAAUGCAAGAAUCUUUUGUCCAAUGUGGGGCUCGAACCCACAACCCUGAGAUUUAAGAGCGUCAUGCUGUACUGACUUAAGCUGUUCUCAGCAGAUUGAGGCGGAAAAUGAGGUGUUUGUAGUAAGGCCCACCUGCUUCUCUUUCUUCCCAGCCCUGAUGAUUAAAUUUGACAUUUGUCUGCUGAUCUUCAUGAGGUCUGAAGACAUGUCCUGCAAUUAUGAUGGGGCAGGAGAGGAUCUGUUCUCUUUGGUUGGCCUUCGAAGCCAACCAAAAGUGGCCAGGAGCAAGCCUGCAAUUCAGGAAUAAUGAGGCUCUACAGCUGGUCAUUCAUACUUGUGGGUUAGAGGGGAAGGGCAGUGAAUUUGCUCCAUUAAUUAGCAGCUCCAGCUUAGGAGGGAUUGAUUUCAGGCUUUAAUUUCUGUAUUGUUAAUUUAUACCCCAUCUUUACUCCCAACACACUCAAGUUGGUGUGUGUGGCAUCCAGCUUAGUGUCAUAUCUUGCAAGGCAGGUGAGGCUAAGCAAUUUUGCCACUGGCCCUGGGAGCUUUGUUGCUUAGUGGGGAUUUGAAUGAACCCUGAGGUCUCUCUGGUCCUAGUCUGACAUGGUAACCGGGGGGGGGGGAGGCGGUAAGCCAAAGUGGUGCUCUCCAGAUGUUGUUGGACUACAACUCCCAUGAUCCCUGUUGGUUGGCACCUCAUAGACAUUCUCUGCUCUAACUGCUAUACCAGGCAUUACAUCCUUAGCACAUGGUUCAUAGGGUGGUUCCUUUCUGAGCCUCGAUUAUGCCAGAGAAGUAGCAAGCAACCUAUUUGGUGAUGUGAGCCAGUACUAACUUUUAUAGCAACUGCUGAAGCCGGAGGAGUCCACAGCUCUGGUGAGCAAUUGAGGAUAGCUUUCUCUGUGAUAUUGGUGUACAGGUGGAUGUCUAAAAGGGGGUAGUACUGGGGUGUUACAAAGGAUACCUCGUAUUUGGAUCUAGAUGCUGAGACCUACAGUUAAUUUCUGGUGAAGCUGUAAAAGCUGGGUCAUAAUUGUGUGUAUUUGAAGGCAGUCUCUGGUUUGAGAGGACUUUUCUCUCCAAGGGAAUUGGAGAAUUUUUCGUGUGGUUUCACAUGAGGGCAUGUUAAGAGUUUGCAGGAAGCCUUGGCUAGUCCGGUCCUCACUGAGAUGGUAAAGCAGAGUAUUGUAACACUUCAGAAUGCAAGUGGGGGCUGGUAUAACUUGAGUGCUCCUCCAGCCAUACACUUCCCUUCACAUGGAAAACUAGAUGUUGGGGAGAAGUAUUCUAACCUAGCCAUCUCCCUGAAAUGCUAGCUUUCUGUGUGCAGGAAAGUGUUUGGCAAGGUGGCACAUUCAACUAGGCAAGUCCCCACUCCAGUCUGAAGUGGUACAGUCCAGGCAUGACUUUACUCCCUCACUAGGAACUUGGUCACAGUGGAGUGCAGCAGCCUGAUUCAGGGAAUGAGUAGUAAAGGAAUGAGACGCCUCCCGCCCCUCAAGUAAUAUCUAUCUCAGUUUUGAGAAAAUCCGUGGAAGAACCAUUUGUUAUCUUUUUCCUCUUGCAGACAAGACGAUCAUCAUGUGGAAGCUGACUCGGGAUGAAACCAACUACGGGAUCCCCCAGAGAGCCCUUCGGGGCCACUCCCACUUCGUCAGCGAUGUGGUUAUCUCCUCAGAUGGGCAGUUUGCCCUCUCUGGCUCAUGGGACGGCACCCUGCGCCUCUGGGAUCUUACCACGUGAGUGUAGAUUGGGGAAACAGGGUCUGUGUUGAUUGAAAAGGAUUGUCCUCAGCAGACUGAUUAUAUGUUUCACUCUGCCCAGUUCUCCCAUGGUUUCCCAUUUCUAGGUUUUUAUUCCUAGUACGGUUUCCUGUUUUUAUCGCUGGUUGCUUUGGGAUCAGGGUUUUGUGCUUGCUUCCUCCUGUCCCGAUGAUUAGACCUGACACAAUAUCUACAGACUCCACUGGGGUUUGAUGAUACGUCCUGCAAUUAUGAUGGGACACUACAGGAGAGACUGAGAAAAUGGAAGCUUUUUGUUUUAUUGGAAAGGGGAAGGGAAGGGGAAAUCAGUUAGAAGGGGACACCUGUUUCUGGUGGGUUUUUGGAAUUGCACAUUUCCCCAUACAGGACAUUUCAGGUUGCCCUUGUCAUGGUUCCGCAGUGAGGGUGCUGAGAAAUUCUCAGAUCCUUCAUGCCCCUUUCAUUUCCCAAAGUUUGGGGAGGGUUAUGGACUCGGUUCAGUGUAGAUCAAAGGGAAAACCUCUUGUUGCUGGUUUGUUAGUUGCUCACCCUAUGAGAGCUGCACAAGGUGGUAGGAGAAGCUCUGCUUCCCUCUCUUUAGGACUCAUUGGCUACUGAAAUUGGAGUGAGGGACGUGGUCCUGUCUCAACUCCCGGAAAAGUUCCAUUGAAGCAGGAGAUCCUCUUCGAAAAUUAACCUUGUGGGCCCUAGGAGGAGAUCAAGACCAGAAGGGGAGGGUCUUUGCAGGGGAAGGGGGUUACAGGAGGUAGCAUGGCAAGGCAGGGAAAAACGAGAUUUGGUCUGAGGGGCUUUUUCUUUCCUGUGUUGCACUGGGUUUGUAAUGAAAUGACAUCUCCCUUUCAGAGGCACCACCACCCGGCGUUUUGUGGGCCACACCAAGGAUGUGCUGAGUGUGGCUUUCUCUUCUGACAACCGCCAGAUUGUCUCAGGUUCCAGGGACAAAACCAUCAAGCUCUGGAACACUCUGGGAGUCUGCAAGUACACUGUACAGGUGAGCCUCUCCCAGAUCUGGGCACUGAAUACCACUAAAGUUCACCUCCCUUUGUUUUAGAUUUUUAAAAUCUACAUCACGCAAUCAAACACAAUAAACAGUAUUUUAAAAGCAACACCAUGAUAUCAUUUAAAUGAAGCACCAAAUGUACAAAAGCCUUGAUGUGCCUUUAGUGGCUGUUCGUCCAGACAGUUGCUGCAGGUGUUCAGAAAAGGGAAAACUUGCACUUUUCGAUUCAUGUUUGUGGAGAAAGGAAGGGUGGGAUCCUGCUUGGGUCUGAGGGCAUACCCUGCGUUUUACAUAGAAGUAACAUUUUGAUCCUACCCUUCCAGUCGCUCCUCAUCCUUCUAGGGGGCUGGAGCUGCAACACUAAAAGCCUAAUUUCUAGUACAAACUAAGCACGCUAGUGGGGCAGGCAGUCCUCUUAGCAGUAAUCCUUCUGUAGAGCACAGUUGCCAGCCCAGGAUAUAUAUUGGGUGAGGAGAUCUCUGGUGUACCCUGAUCCCAAGCUGUUAAGCGCUUUAAUUGCUCAAAAGUUAACCUCUGCCAAUGCUCAUGACACUUUAUAGCAGUUCAUAAAGGGGGAAAAAGAAGUCUGUGCUUCUUUUGACAGGAGGUGGAGACAACAGAAGGCAGGGAAGGAUGCAGCCAAAGGAAUACAUGUGCAUAUGCAGUUAGAUGUGCUUAGGUUUCCUUAUUGAUAAGGAGUUAGAACUAGGAGGUGACACAUGUGCUUAAAUGUUAAUUUUCGGAAUGGUUGUUUCUCUGUAACAUCCUGUUACCAGCUUCUACUGAGAGCUGUCAUACCUUCUUUUUUCUCCACUCAGGACGAGAGCCACUCAGAGUGGGUCUCCUGUGUGCGCUUCUCCCCCAACAGCAGCAACCCCAUCAUUGUCUCCUGUGGCUGGGACAAGCUCGUGAAGGUGAGUCGAGUAUCAGCCUUAAUCCUCAAAUCUCUGUCUAGGGCCUCCCCCUGGAAGUGUCUAACUGAUGCACAAACAUUCUAUUUCCUGUCGUCUUUUUUGAUAAUCUGGAACCAGCCCUUCAGAUCUUCUGGUAAGGAGGUGCAGGACUUUGGGGUGCGCUGGAAUCUCACCACCUCUCUAUUCAUCUAGCAAAGCAAAAGUCCUGAAGCCAAGCCAAUGAGUUGUGGAGGUGCAGGAGGGGGGAUUGGAGGGAGAAUUGGGGCCAUGGAGUCCUUCAGAUUUGCAGCAGCUUGUAAACAGUAGGGUGUUCUCUUGUCCUCUUAGCAUAGGUGACUCAAUACAGUCUCUUUGUUGGUGCCCCGAUUGGAGCAGGAGUAGAAUUCUGCUUAGUCAGUCUUGCAAAGAGAGGAGAUAUAUUGGAGGACUGCUCUUUUCACUAAAUAGGCCUGCAUCAUGUUUUAUUAUGUAUUGGACGUUCAGUUAUACUUCUAUUAGGCAGGCACCAGUUUUGUUAGGCAGGCUGUAAGUUACGCGAGGGGGUGAGACGCUUUUCAACAUUCACUGGAUCAGGAAUUUGAUCACACAGCAAGAGCUCACCUUGAGAUUAACAGCAUCAGCGAAUCAGUUUUGAGUCUGUACUCUCCCCGUCUUGCAGGUGUGGAACUUGGCUAACUGCAAGCUGAAGACCAACCACAUUGGGCACACUGGCUACUUGAACACAGUGACAGUCUCGCCCGACGGCUCCCUGUGUGCUUCAGGUGGCAAGGUAAGUCUCUGUGGCAAGCCUCCCGUCAAGAGGUUGAACCUGUGCAAACGUAUAGCCGUGUGCCUAAAGCUUACUUGUUCAGACAAACUUUUCCCAGUAAGUCAUGUUACCUCCACACACAACCAUCCAAUAGGAUUGUGUAUGAAUUCAUGAAGUAUGGUUUUGCAUUGAUUUAUUUUCUUCAUUGCAUUUUAUCAAUUCUGUGUUAUACAUUUCUUUAGAUACUUUUAAUAAAAAGCAGUGUUAAUAAAUAAUAAACCAGAGGGGGUGGAGAGGAACUACUUUUCUUCUUUCUCUACACUUCUGCAUAUCUGGUAAAUUGGGAGGCCUUCCACUAUAAAUUGGCCAGGUGUGUUGUUUAUUAGGGAGAGAGAGAGACAGAAGGAAACAUGGGCAGUCGCUGUGAACCGGACGUUGCUUAGCUCAAGGUACUUAGGGGGAGUUAGCUCACGGGUGUCGUGUUCUCGCUAGAAGCAUCUAGCCUAGAUUUGUAAAAAAUAAGUUACUAGUCUGCUAGCGGCAUAUCCAUGCUUGUCAUGGAGGGAGGGGGAAGCCCUCUUCCAUUUCCAGUAAGGAAAUCCAGGAUUCUAGCUCCAAAAUGAAAUGCAUUCUUCCUUUUCACCAGCCUUCUAGUUGCUGACAGAGGGGAGUUAGAGCUGAGGGUCAGUCAGUCUUACCUGCAUAGCUACAACGUCAGCAACACAGGGAGCUGCCUUAGACAGAGUCAGACUGUUGGUCUGUCCCGCUCAGUGUCAUGUAUGCUGAGUGGCAGCAGCUCUUCAUGCAGUGGUUCUUUUUCGGGCCUAGCUGGAAGAUACUGGGGACUGAGCCUAGGAGCUUCUGCAUGAGAGCAGGUGCUGUACCACUGGGCUAUGCCGUUUCCCUGAAUCGAUGGAGAACCUCAGGUUUAGGGGCCAAAUAUGGUCCUCUGGAUCCUCCCCAGGCCACACUUGCCACUGCCAUUUAUCUGCUAAGCAUGGUCCUCUUUGUGAUGAGGAAAUGGGUGUCUCUGCCUAGCAGGUGGCAGUUACAGAAACAAGGCACAGCUUCCUCAGCUCUUCUAAGUAUCAUUCAGGGGGGCUUUUCCCCAGCCCAAGGAACACUGUCCCUUCUGCUGAUAACAGGGAUUGUGGCAUCAAAACUGUUAAAAACAGUUCUGGAGUUUGUAUUGUGGACAUAUCCUCAGAAUAGACUGCAGAAAUUACUUUCUAAUUAAAAGCAAUCUAGGAGCAGAGGAAGCUUUGCAGGCUAAUAUAGAAUUGUAAUGUUGCAAGGGAUCUCAAGGGUUAUCUAGUCCAACCCCCCGCAAUGCCAGAAGCUUCAACAAAAAUAUCCAUGACGCAUGGCUGUUCAACCUCUGCUUUAUAACCUUCAGGGAAGGAGGAUAUCUCAUUUUGGUGGAGGUUUUCCAGGAUGCUUGAUCUACGUGAAAUCAUGCUUUUAAACAGAGCAUGUGAGCAAGAUGCCCUAUAAGCUGCUGCCCCCUUUUCUUCUGCCUAGCUCAGUGCUCUUGCCUGCUUAGUUACAUUUAGCACUUUACCAUCUAGUCAGAGAAUCCUGACUGCUGUGAUGAAACUUACACAUGCCAUCUGACUUACUACCAUGCGGAUACUCAGAGGCUGUUUCUGAGCUGUCAAACAUUGGGUGGGAGAUCUGUUGCUUUGGAGAAAGGUUCCUCUCCCCCUUUGACAAUUUCUGUUUAAGGGACAAGGGUGCAUGAAUUAAUAAGUUAAAUGCUACAGCUUUUUAGGGGCCUUGAGUAGGUGCUGGGAGGAAUGGGGAGACUCAGACGCAUGAAGAUUCGCAGCCUAUUGCCCUUUUCCAUUGCAAAAUCAUUCUGGAUUUGGGGGCUUUAAAUCUAAUGCCUGCUUUCUUCCACCGCAGGACGGCCAGGCUAUGCUGUGGGACUUGAACGAAGGCAAGCACCUGUACACCCUGGAUGGUGGAGACAUCAUCAACGCCUUAUGCUUCAGCCCCAACCGCUACUGGCUGUGUGCAGCCACUGGACCCAGCAUCAAGAUAUGGGUAAGUUAAGAGCUUAAUGUUGGCUGUUGAAGGUUUGGGAAGAACGGAGGAGAUUAACUCUUCUCCCAGCCUGGGUCUUGUUUUCCUUGUCAGAAUUAAGUUGCUGUUCCCUUGACAUUUCUUCCUUGGCAGUCCUGGGAGAGUCAUGUUAGGCUCCUGCAGCUGAAGUUCCUUGAAUUUAUAGUUUGAGCUUCUGAGAUCUCAGCAGGCCAGAGCAGGAUAUUCAGGGGUCAGGCUGGCAUAGCUCCUUAUAUGGUAAAAACAAACUUAAGUUAUGCAAAGCAUUGUACACAAAUUAAUUUGUAUGGGCUGCGGAAUGUGCCUUUCUUUGGAAGAUAAUUACUGUUUCAGGGCUAAAUGUGGUUUUCUCAUUCUGCCGUCUAAAUAGCAAGGGGCUUUCUCUUAAUGUCAGUGUGCAGAAGAUUCAGUUGCCUGGAUGUCUCCUGCUCCCUACAACUGCAACACCCAGCCUUCUCAUUUUGGAACAGAAGAUGCAAAUCUAAUUGUGGCUGAAUGUGUUUGCGUACUUUUAUUCCAAGUUAAAAUCUGAACUGCCAUGGUGGUAGAGGAUACAGACAUUCUUACUUAUGAAGAAGUAGCCUUUCUGGUAAGAGAUCUGGUACUUGGCAAGCAGGCAGAUAGUAGCAGUGAUGAUAUUCAGGGGGUUGGACUAGAUGACUGUUAGGAUCCACCCAAGUCUACAAUUCUGUGAAGCAGAGAAGCAGCAGCAGCUACCAGUGGCAAUGGAAGGGAACACAUUGUGAGUGGUGAUUUCGGGCUUGAGAGCAAGGAGACUGACGUGCUGUGAUGAAACACACUAUGCCGUCUGAUUUUGCUUCCGUGCGGAAAACCAGAGGCUGUUUCUGAGCCUGUUGCCCAAACUACAUACAGCAUGCAAAUAGCAGGUGGAAAUUGAACAAAAUGUUCAGCCUCGAAGUCUGCAACUCCCAUUUGACCAUCUAACUCCUGCUUUCUUAACAUCAGGACCUGGAAGGCAAGAUCAUUGUGGAUGAGCUCAAGCAGGAAGUGAUCAGCACCAGCAGCAAGGCGGAGCCACCCCAGUGCACCUCAUUGGCCUGGUCUGCUGACGGACAGGUAAGAACCGGGCUGUGCAAUCAAUCAAUCUUCUUUGCGGUCAAAGACCAGACAGCAAAGUUAACAACAACAAAUGCCACAACCACAUAAAGAAGCGGAUGUAAUUAAAAAUCCCCUAUAAACUUAUUUACAUUAAAAAUAUCACUCCUUCCGCUAAAAUCUGUAUUCAGGAGAUUAAAAUCAGUAGUCCAUGUUGCUAUAAAACAGCAUUUCGCAGCAGGCUGUGCAAGAUGCCGAGGGCCGUGCAGGAAGUUAAAAAGAGCUGCUGCCUCCUCCAGCCAGGGAAGAACUGGGAAAGCGGGAUUUGUUAAAGCCUGCAUUUCUGAGCUUCCACCUUUGCCAUACAGGGCUUGUGGCAUGUUUGGGUUUUCUUGAGGAACCAGAACUUUUCACCCCAACUGCAGCUGACCAUUUCUCCUGAUCAGCACUUGAAGGGCAACCAAGGGAAGAGGUUUUAGCAGCUAAUCCUGGUUUCCUGGGCUCCUAAAAAUUUGACACGGACACUCGUCUUGAGUUUAAAAAAAGUUUUUUUCCAGUCAAGUUUGUUAUCUAUAAAAUACAGAUACACUGCCCAAGAAGACUGCCCGUUUUUUGAACUGACAGAUAAACAGUGUAUUGUCUUAAGAUGUGAAGAUGAGGGCAAUGGCCCUGCGGCCAGGCUUUUGGUGGCUGUCUUCCCUUAGUCUGCCCCAGUGACAUUAGGCACUGCCUGAUUAAAGAAUGCAAGUUGUGGAGUUUGAGGGAAUGAUAGCUGACCUGGCAAGGCGGGAAUAUUCAGGAGCGAGUUUCCCCCUGGCUAAUUUUUCAUAUUUACAACUCCACUUACAGAGCAGAAAGUGAUCAAAUUUUAUCCCUUCUGGUCUUCCUGUGGGCUGGAUACUUCUCAUCCUCCAAUACAAUAAAAAGUGAACACAUUGGGUUUGUCACAAUCUGCUGUUCGUUCAUUCAUUCAAGGCAUUUUUACCCUACUAUUCAGCCAUAAGCAACUGUCAGAGCAGCUUGCAGAUCACUAAGGAAUACUCUGUAAGCCUGGGGGCAGGAGCUACCUAAAAAGAUAGGACACUAAAGGAGAAUGCGAUUGGUAAAAUGAUCUUGGUUACAUGUGCAUCUAGUGAACAGCUGUCUAGAGAAGCUCAAGCAGAGGAGGUCCCAGAAAUUGCUGUGCCAAUGUGGGGUAGCCCUGCCUCUACCCCAUCCCUUUCUGCUGCAUCCUGAGGAACCUGGCUUCUCAGCAAAGUCUCCCAUUGACUUUCUAUCCAACAGUUGGUUCAUGCAAAGUGAUUGUUGCUCCCUUGUCAAAAAGCUGUCACCCAGUCGCUUCCUAACGCUGUUUCUCCCUCUCUGUUCCAUCAGACUCUGUUUGCCGGCUACACGGAUAACCUUGUUCGGGUCUGGCAGGUCACCAUCGGGACUAGAUGAGAGAGUGCAGUUGACCACAAGGCACAGAAUUAUAAUUAUGUACAAAACAGAAACAAUAAAACUUUUUGUGCUGAACGU